Messenger RNA from Dendroctonus ponderosae (mountain pine beetle), 978 nucleotides. Its product is annotated as uroporphyrinogen-III synthase. Gene Ontology annotation, biological process: uroporphyrinogen III biosynthetic process. The record is from RefSeq and is a predicted model, not a curated record. Lineage: Eukaryota; Metazoa; Arthropoda; Insecta; Coleoptera; Curculionidae. Gene Ontology annotation, molecular function: uroporphyrinogen-III synthase activity. The coding region runs from base 134 to 901 and encodes 255 amino acids. The transcript is spliced from 3 exons.
UCCCCCCACGGGGGGACUGACACUGUCAUCACAGAUCACAGAAUAACCUUUGUGAUCUGUGACUGUCAUCAAAAUGUAAUUACUUAUCUGUAUUUACUAACUAUUAUUACCUAAGCACUUAGAUUGUAUUUUAAUGAUGAUUCGCCCCAAGAGUGUUUUGCUCAUGAAAUCCCAGGACUCUGAAGAUGGCCCGGACAAAUACGAGGACAUUCUCAGGGCGAAUGCUUUUGAGGUUAACCGAGUGAAAACACUGGUUUUCAAUUUUAAAAAUCUCCAGAAAUUAGCCGAGAAAUUGGCAAAUCGUGACGAAUAUAGUGGAGUAAUUUUCUCAAGUCCCAGAUGUGUUCAAGCAGUGCAGUUGUCAUCAGAGAUUUCUAAUCAUUUGGAGCAGUGGAAGGUGAAAGACAAUUUUGUUGUUGGGGAGACCACCUACAAAGCUGCCCUGGAUAAACUGACCUGGAAUUGUACUGGUGGAAGCGCAGGAAAUGCCAAAAACUUAGCCAACGAUAUUUUGAAAAACAAGCUGAAGUAUUCCAAGCCAUUCCUGUUCCCGCAUGGGAAUUUGAAAUCGGAUACCUUGAAUUUGGAGCUGGAGAAAGAAGGGCUCCAGUUGGAUGGCGUGGAGGUUUACGAAACAACACCCAACCCCAAUAUUGAGACUGAUUUUGCGAAUGUUACAAGCCAGUUUCAUUCAAUUCCCGAAUAUAUUGUCUUCUUUAGUCCAUCUGGUUUCAAUUCUUCCAUAGAUUUGAUAGGGAGAGUUGCCACAGACCUCAACAAGCUCAAAUUUAUUGCCCUAGGACCAGUAACUGAGUUGGCAAUUUGUGAUAAAAAUAUGUUGGUUUAUGGAACAGCAAAAAAGCCAAAUCCUGAAGAGCUUCUUAAAGUCAUUUUAAGCUAAUUUUGACUUUCUUCCUACUCAAUUGACUAUGACACAAUUAUGUACUAACUCAAUAUUGUAAAUAAAUAUCAUACUUA